AUGCAACACCUUCCGACUUGUACCACAAAUCUGGAUCAUGCACUCGAUUCUCGAUGCCAUUCGGAAAGAUCUCACAAGGUCGCUGGCAAUCAUACUCUUCUAUCAUUCCUUCAAGAUGACUUGGAGUGGGACAUCGCCCUCAUCAAGCUAUCGGUACCCCUGGACUUGGCUCGGAUGAUCGAGGUGAGUUCCGUUCGCCUGCCGCCGACGGUGCAGCCCGAAAACUGGCCGAAAGCAGGUGAAGUCUGUGUUUUGGUCGGCUGGGGAUGCACUCGUGUGGACGGAGGUCCCUCCACGCAUGCUCAGAUGGCCAGAUUUCAGGUGGUGGCCAACAAGGACUGUUCUCAAAUGUACCAGCACAAUGCCGGACUGAACGAGCACCACGAAUUCUGUGCUGGCUACUACAACGCCAAUCUGGGCAUCUGUCCGGGCGAUAGUGGCAGCGGUUUGGUCUGUAAUCGAGAAGGUCUCUGGUACCUGAUAGGUGUGGCUUCAGCUACACAUGCAACAAAGCCGUCCAAGUUUCCCGGACUCUUCACACGUGUGUCACAUUUCCGGGGCUGGAUAGACAAGAUGACAACUGCCUAG
Molecule: messenger RNA, 588 nt
Organism: Protopolystoma xenopodis
Lineage: Eukaryota; Metazoa; Platyhelminthes; Monogenea; Polystomatidea; Polystomatidae
Source: the annotation of a GenBank genome assembly